AUGGCCUGGCGGUCUUUGGGAAAAGCUUUGCACACGUCCUUCCGCUUCCGGGAGGCUGGUCUCCGCAGCAUCAACAUCUCUGAUCCGUGCUUUCAGAGAAGAAAGCGAAGUAUUGACACCUUUCCAGCGGACGAAGGAUGUCUGGACAGAAACCUCGGAGGAGUGUCUAACUCGGAGGAACAGGACAUCAAAGCUCUGCAGACAAAGAACCGUAAACUUGGGGAGUCUCUGGAUCAAAGACAGGUAAUUGAGGAUGAAUUACGAGAGCGAAUUGAAAGAUUGGAGACCCGCCAAGCUACUGAUGACGCAAGUCUUUUGAUACUGAAUCGAUACUGGAAUCAGCUGGAUGAAAACAUUCGACUGAUCACCAGGCGGUAUGACCAGUCAACCCCAGAGCUAGAGAAAUCUCCAGGUUCUGAAGGACGAACUUUGAAGCCAGACACUCCUGAACCUGAUGGAGACUCAAACCAAGAGAGGGCCAAGGACAGAGGUCAUCCGGGAGAGACGACAAACUCUUUCCUGGCCACACUUGCUAGCAGCAGCAGUGAAGAGAUGGAGCAGGAACUGCAAGAGAGGCUGGAGUCUACACAGAAGCUGGCCAAUCGUGUUGUGGAGAUUUACGAAGCUCUGAAAAACACACUGAAUCAAAUGGCAACUGAAAUGGACUCCGGCACCGAAGGAAACUGGCAAGUUGCUUCUAAAUUAAACUCCCUUUUAACCAGUGAAAAUGAGCGUCUCCAACUGUUGACUGAAGAGCUGAAGCAAAAGUACAGCCACAUGACCAGUGAGUCGCGAUCUUUGAGUCGUGCUGCGAACAAAGCCGACCAGCGCGUUGGCGAGUUGCAGACUUUAAUAGAGGAGCUCCAGUGGGACAUGGAAAAGAUUCGACGCAGAGAGAAUAGGCUUAACGCUCAUCUCGUUGAAAUACAAGAGAGGGUGAACAGUAAAGGUUACAAAGUGUGUGGGGAGGCCAGCAGUGUCUGUGGAACCAUCACAAUCAAUAAAAGGAAGUUUGAAGAAAUGAAUAGUGAGAUGGAGGAGAACCGUGAGCUGGCUGAUAAUCGUCUCACUGAGCUCCAAAAGCUUCAACAGGAUCUACAGAGCGUUCUGCAGGAAAACUCGAAUAUGAAGACUGAGCUGUUAACCAGAGCAGAAGGCAUGGUUAAGGAUACCUCUGAAUAUCGCUGUCUACAAUCCCAAUUCUCUGUUCUUUACAACGAAUCCCUGAUCCUCAAAGCUCAAUUAGACGAGACUCGUUCCAGACUGAACACCACCAGGACGGCACGUCUGCGCCAACUGGAGCACAUGGAGAAUGACGAGGUCACUUUGCAAAGGAAAGUUCGCACUGAAGUGUUCCAGCUGGAAGAUACUUUGGCUCAAGUCAGAAAAGAGUAUGAGAUGUUAAGGAUUGAAUUUGAACAAACUCUGGCUGCAAAUGAACAAGCAGGGCCGAUUAACAGAGAAAUGCGCCAUCUGAUCAGCACGCUACAAACGCACAAUCAGCAAAUGAAAGGUGAAGUCGUGAAAUAUAAACUGAGACUGAGAGAGUCACAGGCUGAGCUCUGCCAGGUUCGAACAUCGAGAGGAAGCAGCAUCCUUCAGUCCCAGUCAAGCACAGAACUGGAGGUGAAAGAGGAGACCACUUCCCCCACCACACCUGCUGUUUCUGCAGAUCCCUUGGUCAAGAGCGAACCAGACAACGGCUCCUCAACCCCCAGCAGCACUGGCGCCUCAGUUAAGCUGGAGCCCGUAGCAGAGCCAGAGUUGUCUUUGAAGGAGGAGGAAAAAGAGGAGAAGAAGGAGAAGGAGGAUAAGAAAGACAUAAAGAAAGAGGAGAAGGAGCGAGAGAAGGAGCGAGAACGUCCGACUCGCAGCAGCAACAGUGCGGUCAAAGAGGAGCGCGACAAAACCAGCAGCAGCAGUGGUGGUGGUCAGCCCGAGGAGGCUGAGCGCAUGGCCACGCUCGGAGGCUCCAAGAAGAAAGAGAUGGAGCAGCUGAAGAUUGUCAGAGCCGAGCUGAAAAAAGCCCAGGAGUCUCAGAGAGAAAUGAAGCUGUUGUUGGACAUGUAUCGCUCUGCCCCAAAGGAACAGAGGGACAAGGUCCAGCUCAUGGCAGCAGAGAAGAAGACCAAAUCAGAGGCAGAGGAGUUGCGCCAACGGCUUCGGGAGUUAGAGGAGAGAGAAAGAAGAGAGGGAAAGAAAAUGGCAGAUGAGGAAGCUCUGAGGAAGAUCCGCUCUGUGGAAGAGCAAAUCGACGGCCUCAAUAAGAAGCUUUCUAUUGCAAAACAGGAGGAGGACGCCUUGUUGAGUGAGAUGGACGUGACAGGGCAGGCGUUUGAGGACAUGCAGGAGCAGAACAUACGUCUGAUGCAGCAGCUCAGGGAGAAAGAUGACGCCAACUUCAAACUGAUGAGUGAACGCAUCAAAUCCAACCAGAUCCACAAACUGUUGAAGGAGGAGAAGGAGGAGCUGGCGGAUCAGCUUCUCACUCUGAAGACUCAGGUUGAUGCACAAUUGCAAGUUGUGAGAAAACUCGAAGAAAAAGAGCGCCUUUUACAGGGCACUAUCAGCACUGCAGAGCGAGAGUUGGCAUUGAGGACACAAGCUUUAGAAAUGAACAAGCGCAAGGCCCAGGACUCUGCCACACAGUCUGAAGAGAUGCGUGUUCAACUAGAGCAGGUUCAACAGAAGCUGACGCUGGUCCGAGAGGAGGUGGUGGAGAAUGGCAUCUCAAGAGAGAAGGAGUCCUUCAAUGCCCGCAGAGCACAGGAGGACAUUUCGAAACUAAGAAGAAAGAUUGAGAAGUCCAAAAAACCGGCUGAGAAGAUCAGUAACGGGGAUGACAUCCUAAAUGAAGAGAUCAAUGAGUACAAGGCUCGCCUCACAUGUCCGUGCUGCAACUCGCGGGUGAAGGACGCUGUGCUGACCAAGUGCUUUCAUGUUUUCUGCUUCGAGUGUGUCAAGACUCGCUAUGACACGCGGCAGAGGAAAUGCCCCAAAUGUAACGCGGCCUUCGGAGCCAAUGACUUCCAUCGGAUUUACAUUGGCUAG
Messenger RNA from Knipowitschia caucasica, 3051 nucleotides. The record is from the annotation of a GenBank genome assembly. Lineage: Eukaryota; Metazoa; Chordata; Actinopteri; Gobiiformes; Gobiidae.